UGCAGCCCGCAGCCAGCCGGGGCCGGGGCGGCCGCAUGUGCGAAGUGGGGACGCGGCCGCCGCUGGCCGCCGAGCGCGGGGAGCCGCCCGGGGGUGCCGCCGCCGCCGAGAGGUGCCGAGACAUGGGAGAACAGCCCAUCUUCACCACCAGAGCCAUGUCUUCCAAAUUGACCCCAGCACGAAGAAGAACUGGGUUCCUGCAAGCAAGCAGGCUGUAACUGUUUCCUACUUCUAUGACAGCACGAGAAACAGCUAUCGGAUUAUCAGUGUGGAUGGAGCCAAGGUGAUCAUAAACAGCACAAUCACACCCAACAUGACCUUCACUAAAACGUCGCAGAAGUUCGGGCAGUGGGCAGACAGCAGAGCCAACACUGUGUUUGGGCUGGGCUUUCCCUCAGAGCAGCAGCUGACAAAGUUUGCAGAGAAGUUCCAAGAAGUAAAAGAGGCUGCCAAACUAGCAAGAGACAGAUCUCAAGAAAAAAUUGAGACCUCAAGCAAUCAUUCCCAGACCAGCUUUGCAGCCAAGAUGAAAAGGGAGAUGCAGGAGACACCCAGUGUUCGUUUGUGUGUUGUGCUGCAGGAGUCUGGACGUGAAACACCAUCCUCCACUCGAGCUUCUAGUGUGAAUGGCACAGACGAUGAGAAGGCAUCACAUGGUGGCCCUGCUGAGGCACAUCUCAAGUCUGAGAAUGAUAAAUUAAAAAUUGCUCUAGCCCAAAGUUCAUCCAAUGUGAAGAAGUGGGAGACGGAGCUGCAGACGCUGCGGGAGAGCAACGCCCGGCUGUCCACAGCACUGCAGGAGUCUGCAGCCAGCAUCGAGCACUGGAAGAAGCAGUUCUCAGCCUGCAAGGAGGAGAACGACCAGCUGAGGAGCAAGAUUGAAGAACUGGAGGAACAGUGCAAUGAAAUAAAUAAAGAGAAGGAAAGAAAUGCGCAACUGAGUAGACGUCUCCAAGAACUGGAAACAGAACUUCAGGACAAAGAACUGGAACUGGAAGAGCUCCGAAAGCAGGGUGAAAUUAUACCAGAGCUAAUGUCAGAAUGUGAAUCUGUAUCUGAGCAAUUACAGGCUGCUGAGAAAAAGAACAAAGAUCUUGAAGAGAAAGUCAGAACACUAAGGACAGAAGUCGAAGAGAGUAAACACAGGCAGACCAACCUUAAAACUGAAUUAAAGAAUUUUUUAGAUGUACUGGACGGGAAGAUAGAUGAAUUACACGAUUUCCGACAAGGACUGUCUAAACUUGGGGUUGACAAUUAGAUGGCAAUAGAUCUUUUUUGUAAUCUAGGGUCUGGAUGUUUGAUGUUUUGUUGAUCCCAAACAUGUGUUUUACGAAAUAUAACUAGAAUGUUCCACUUGUUUGCAUUGGUUUUGUACAUAGAGGCUGAAAAUUUGCUGUGGGGGUUUUUUUGGUGGGUUUCUUGUUUUGUUUGUUUAUUUACCAAACCAAUCGUGCUGCUCACUGAAUUCUGUUGAGAUUAGAAACUUUCUAUAUUGCUGCUCUGGCUUUGUGGGGUUGGGAACAGGUAGAGGGUUCUGUCUCAGGAAUCUGGAACUAGAUCUACCUUAAAAUGAAUAUGCAGUUAGUUGUUGCAGGGAAAUUUAUAUCUUUCUUAAGGGCUGUUGCAACCAUAGAAACAGAAAACAAGUCUUUUUCCUGUCCGAACUAUCAGCACUCUUAGCAACAAAGACUUUUAUUCCUUGGAGGAGUAGAGAGAUUAUCUGGAGCUCCUGCAGUUUGUAAAAUGUGCCUGUGGUGAGCUGCAGUCAAGUGAAUCACUUCACACAGAUGUCAGGAUCUAUAGGGACCACGUCAAUCAGGCCUGAUUCACCAAAAAAAAAAAACAACAAAAAAAAAAAACCAAAAAACCCAAACAAAGUGCAGUGGAUUUCAGAUAACCUCUGACAGAGGUUACAUUUGCUUGCCUGGACCCAUACAGCACAAAGUCAAUGAUGUAGAAAUGAGUUUCAGCUCUUGAAGUCAUGAGUCUUACCCAGUUGGUGAGGACAGCUUCUCUUGCUUAGCAGCAUCACCUCUCUUUAGCCUUCAGUUUUGAACCCAUACAGUCCCUUCAUUAUGUGCAUCUCUGAAAAAUGCCUACCUGAGUCUGGGGACCAGAUAUUUAUUUUUAAAAGUAAUAUGUUGCUGGUUUGUACAUGACUCAUGCCCCUCUGUGCAACUUGAUCACUGUUGAUUAACUUCUGCAGCAGUGAAGAAGGAGACAAUGCAUAAAAGCAUUAUAAGGUUACUUGAAGGUGCUACUCAGAAGCAAGUUUCUGCCCACAAGUCUGUCAGGGCCAUGACCACAUGAAAUGAAAAUCCUUUCCUAUGAUUUCUGCAUUCUUUGGCAAUAGGGUGAGAAUUAGUCACCAAGUUAUACUGUACAA
Messenger RNA from Chiroxiphia lanceolata (lance-tailed manakin), 2386 nucleotides. RefSeq names its product homer scaffold protein 2 (gene HOMER2). The coding region runs from base 314 to 1258 and encodes 314 amino acids. The record is from RefSeq and is a predicted model, not a curated record. The transcript is spliced from 10 exons. NCBI's taxonomy places the organism in Eukaryota, Metazoa, Chordata, Aves, Passeriformes, Pipridae. Gene Ontology annotation, molecular function: G protein-coupled glutamate receptor binding; protein serine/threonine kinase activity; ATP binding. Gene Ontology annotation, biological process: protein phosphorylation; regulation of store-operated calcium entry; G protein-coupled glutamate receptor signaling pathway. Gene Ontology annotation, cellular component: postsynaptic density; cytoplasm; dendrite.